Molecule: messenger RNA, 1780 nt
Organism: Esox lucius (northern pike)
Lineage: Eukaryota; Metazoa; Chordata; Actinopteri; Esociformes; Esocidae
Gene: dlx2a
Product: distal-less homeobox 2a
Exons: 3
Coding region: 232-1062 (276 amino acids)
Biological process (GO): cell differentiation; negative regulation of transcription by RNA polymerase II; embryo development
Molecular function (GO): RNA polymerase II cis-regulatory region sequence-specific DNA binding; DNA-binding transcription factor activity, RNA polymerase II-specific
Source: RefSeq, a predicted model, not a curated record
CUCUGCCUCCCACGUGAUACUGGAUAAAUGCCCGCCCGCUAGCAUCCUAGGUAGCAGACAAUCACAGACCACUGUGAGAGGGACACACCUUCGUCGUUUUUUGGCUGUUCAUGGGGAUGCCAUUUUACACUCAAAACUAAUUUAAUCCACGAGAUUUAAUCAUUCAUUGCAAAUUGACUUUUUCAAUUGCAUUUCUUCCACCACAUUUGCCGUCACAACUUUACCAAUACGAUGACUGAAGUUUUUGACAGUCUAAAUACAGAUAUGCAUUCUAACCAGAUUACCUCGAACAGUUACCACAGCUUACACAAGUCGCAGGAGUCUCCAACUCUACCAGUAUCGACGGCGACGGACAGCAGCUUUUACAAUAGCCAACAGCCGGGACACUGCGGAGGGUCCCCAUAUGGCCAACUCGGGACUUACCAGUACAACAGCAGCGGUAUGAGCGGCGUUCAAUACAAUACCAAAUCAUACGACCUUGGUUUUAACUCCUCGUAUGGCAGCUACGGCUCCUAUGGUUCGAGUUCUUCGCCGACUCCAACGGAUCCAGAGAAAGAAGAAAGUGAACCUGAAAUCCGAAUGGUGAAUGGAAAACCAAAGAAGGUCCGAAAACCUCGAACUAUCUAUUCAAGCUUCCAACUGGCCGCCCUUCAACGGAGAUUUCAAAAGACACAAUACUUGGCUUUACCAGAGCGAGCCGAGUUGGCAGCCUCAAUGGGCCUUACACAAACACAGGUGAAAAUCUGGUUCCAGAACCGUCGCUCCAAGUUCAAGAAGUUGUGGAAAAGUGGAGAAAUCCCCCCUGAACAACAUGUGGCCUCCAGCGAUUCUCCCCCCUGCAACUCUUCACCCGUCACAGCCUGGGACUUUCCACAGAAUCAAAGAAUGAAUAAUGUAAACUCUAGUUUACCUCAGAGCAGCAGCCCUCCAAAUACGACUGCACCUUCUUUUUUGGCAAACUAUUCUUGGUACUCAUCAACGAACUCUGCAACACAUCUUCAGGCUGGCCCCCUUGUCCAGCACCAUCACAAUGCCGCCUUGAGCGCCGGGACAAUAUUUUAAUACAACUGACUCUUACUCGGAGGAUACUGGUGAAACAGAAAAAAAAAGUUACUUCUAUAUUUUGACAGACCUAGUCAAGUGAACAUUACGGUUAACUUUGGUCAACUUCACUUAUAGGUUCCAGGUGCUCGUGGAAAUUCUAAAUGUUACCGUGUACACACCGGCAAAUGGCAAACUUUUCAGAUUUUAACAGUUAUUUUUGUAUUUAUUUAUUGUGUUUAUUUUAAUGGAUAAUAUGUAUAAAUCAACCACUAAUAUCCAAAGCAAUCAGAGAGUAAGAUGCUUUUACGCGCGGGCGUUACUUCUGCAUCACUGCAAGUAAAAAGUUGAUUGCAAGAUGUGAACAACUGUCACAUAUGUAGCACAAUUUUCAAAUGUAUCGUGCCUUUUGAAAAUGACCUCAGUUUUGUUGAACCAUAUCGAAAAAUUUUACAUGUACACGGAUGUCUAAAGGCCUACUCUUUAAAAUGAUUUUCUUUUGUAAAUAUAAGGUAAGUUUGAGGAUUUGUCUGUGCAUAUUUCAACACAUUAUUUUGUUAUGUCGUUCUGUCAUUAUUUUUUUUAUUUUGGGACAAAUACCUUCUUAUCCUUCGUAAGCUACUGAUUGUCCCAUAUUCAAAUUAACUUCUAUAACAUUUUAAUGGUAUAUUGUCUUUAAUUUAUUGUUAUGGUUAGCAGUGUUUCCUUUAUAUGAUCAGACUUUAUUUAAAUAAAAGUU